Molecule: messenger RNA, 15652 nt
Organism: Peromyscus californicus insignis
Lineage: Eukaryota; Metazoa; Chordata; Mammalia; Rodentia; Cricetidae
Gene: Gpr31
Product: G protein-coupled receptor 31
Exons: 1
Coding region: 3371-4330 (319 amino acids)
Biological process (GO): G protein-coupled receptor signaling pathway
Cellular component (GO): membrane
Molecular function (GO): G protein-coupled receptor activity
Source: RefSeq, a predicted model, not a curated record
UGCUGACCCCUGAACUCAGUGGGUGUCACUGUGUGCACAAGGCCCUGCUGACCCCUGGGCUCAGCGGGUGUCACUCACGCCACACUCUGACGUGCAGAUCAGGAGGACAAUGUGUGCUGUCUGGAGCUCCUGUAUUGUGGCAACUUGUUUUUCUUUCUCCUUUUCUUCUACUUCUUCCUCAGUUUCCCCCUCCUCCUCUCCCCCUCCCCUUUCCUUUUGUUUUCUGCUUUGCUUUGUUGAACUGGAUUCACAUAGCUCAGGCUGGCCUCAAACUCACUAUGUUGCAAAGGCUGGCCUUGAAUUCGGGAUCCUCCUGGCUCUUCCUCUAGAGCAGCACUGCGUCCAGUCGCAGGAACUUUCUGAGUCUGCCUUUCCAGUCCUUACAGUUCUGGAUGGAGACUGAGGGUUUUUGUGAGUACUCUGAGUUAUGCCCCCUUGGUACCAGACAGCACUUCAGUGUGCCUGGAGGAAGAGCUAGAGACAGGAGGGUUCUCCUCCUUGUGCUGAGGUGGGUGUGUCUGACAGUGAAGGAGCCAUGGGGCUGAUGACUGUCACAUUCCAGCUAGAUGGAACAGAAGAACGCCUUACUAAUGAUGGGUACUGAGAACGGGAGAUACCAAGGAUGAUGGUGAUUACCCUCUCAGACACACUGGUUCUACAGCUGUUGAACAGAUGCCACAUGCAGAAGACAUUGAGAAAUGUGGGCUUGUCUCCCUCCUGAGCAUCGUUCAGAGUGUCUCUCUCCCUGGCUCCAAACACAUGACUUAAAUGAGAUUGGCUUCAGUCUUUGCAUGAUUAAAAGGGAUUAAAUUGAGAUGAAUAUUGUGCUGAUAAAAUGUAGUUCCCUUUGGAAACUGCCCUCUUUCUCCAGCCCCUGGUUUCUUCCCAUCCACAAUGGUAACAGGCUCCUCAGCCACAUGGGACUGACUACCCAGAAGUGCAGCUCAGGGUACCCACGGGGCAUGCAUGGUCACAAGCUUGAGAAGCAGGAAAAUGGGGGUGAUCCCUGAACCCCUUGACAUAAGGGCCUUGAGGUGGACAGCAUGUGGGCAGAGUAUGAGAGAGAUUGGCUUCCUACAGGGUAAAUUAACUAGAGGUAAAGACAACCCUACCAUGUCUCAACUCUCGAGGCUGCUGACAAAGUGGCAGGCGUGCCUUAUAUGGAACCUGACUACUCCCUGGACUAGGACUCACUAGUGUAAGACUGGAUGAAAGGCCAGCGCCUGGUGCUUGUAUGGGUGGAUGUGACGUUCUGGGAUCUAAGAAUCCACAUUAAUGUGUUCCUUGACAAAUUCUUGCUUCCUUCAAUUCCCUGGAUUAGUAAGUCUGCCAAGAAAAAAUAUAUAUAUAAGAUUAUCGUUGUCAACUUUACACUGAUUUAAAGACAAGGCCUAUAAAAACAAACAUUAACUCUGUGCACACAUGUGCAAAGCCCCCAGAGUCUUUGAUACAUGUGCAGUUUCUGCAGUUCUUCCUGCUGCCUCAUCACAGACAGAGCGAGCCUGCCGGACACCCGCUGCAGCCUGCUGGGAAUGCUGCUUUUCAAUACUCUCAGUAUCUAACAAAACGGCAAUGAUGAGAAACCUGUGGGGUUCCGGGUCAAAUGGAAAAACAAAGCUGUAGAGCAACCCGUGUACAGCAACACCCAUGUGUUUCUUGUAACGAAACCAUGGGAAGAAACGGCCAGACUGAGGAAGCAGCACUCCGAGAUAGAUCACACACACGAAAUUUCUGUUACUUUACUUCAUUCCAUAUUUCCUAUAACUGAGCAUAUUGGUGUCAUAAUAAAAAGGUAACUAUAAAUACUAAAGCUAGAUGGUGAGUUUCAGCAUCCAGAAUAAUACUUCUCUUUGUGACAAGUUGUGAAAGAUAGAACCGAAGCACAGACUCAGGUCUGUAGGUGACCCCUGGUCAGUUCCACUCAGCAGCAGCCCUAGGGAGACAAAGGAUCUAAGUUCCAUGAGACUUCAAGAUGCCCCUUCUCUUACAUCACAGAGAUCAUGUUUGGAGAUGCCAACGUGGUAAGAAAUACAGUGGCUCCCACAAUGUCCAUAAGUCCUAGGACUUAUGAACGGGUCACCAUACGUGACAACAGGGACUCUCAGAGUUCAUUUGGCAAUUUGAGAGGGUACUAAUUUCCUGGGUUGCCCAUAGGUGCCUAAGAGUAAAGGAGGGAGGAAGGACGGUCAUUGUCCUUCCUGGAUGGUGGUAAUGAGGACCUCUGAAACCAGGCCUCUAGAUAGUUUUCACAUGGGUGUAUCUUGUUUAAAAAUGCUGCUCUUCAUCCUCCCCAGAGAAUAAAUAGAGGAAUCUCAUAAUCCAAGAGAAGCCCCCAUGUCUUCUACUUUCAUCUCUCAACAGACCUCCCUCUCUCCAUAUUGUCUUGCAUCCCUCAAAUGUGCAGUUUCCCCAUCAAGAAGGUGGUCCAGCUGUUCAGACUGGCAUUCUCUGUCACCCUCUAUCCUCCUGUCUCCAACACUCUUGACCACGGUGUAUCCACACAGCUCAUGAGCUCUGGUCACUCCCAGCACGCGGCUCCAGACAAAGGAAUGUGGCUUCACGAAGUGUUGUGCUCAGGGACAAAAUGAAGAACGAAUGGAUAGGAGGACUUUACCUUGCUUGCAGGAGCCCAACCACAAGUGUGCUAGGUCCUAUCCAGGUACUGUAGUGUCAAGGAAGAGUCUUAGCAAAAAACUUGUCACUCCCCGCAACACACACACACACACACACACACACACACACACACUUACUUUAGACUGAUUGGAAGAAUAAACGAAAAGCUUCAACUUUAAAUAGCCAGGAAAUCUGAAAGACACUUUCAAGUGAUUGUGGCAACCAGAUCUGACCUCAUCUAUAAAAUCUAGCCAUACUCAGGGGGGUCAUUAUUUAAGACAGGGAGCCAUAGAUCUCCCUUUUAAAACAGUCACCCUACAGAACAAUCUGCCUGUUUCAAUCACUGUUUCAAAUGCCCAAAGGUGCAGAGGUUUUCGUGUUAUGAAUCGUCGCUAGUUGCUCCUUCAGGAACUAGGACACUCGCUCUGCUCACUGAACGUUCCCAGAACACUGCAGCCCUGGCUUUGGAGCCACUGACUUGAAAUGAAACACAAUUUCCCCUUUCUCAGGAACAAACAAAACAGGGCAAAACUUGGGGGUUUUCCCUGUCUCUGUCCAUCCUCUUUCCCCAAACAAAUUUUGCGUCUCCUUGGGCCAGACCCUGGCACUGUUUCAGUAUUAUUUUCUCGCCGAAUGCAGAACUUGUUUGCUUUGUGGCAAGAAAGGGUAUUUUCUUUUUCUCUCAGAGGAAAGAGCAUAGCGAGGCCUCCUUGAAUUUCUUUUCCUGAGCAGCUUCAGCUCAGUGUGGCCUCGGCCCAUGGCGCGCCUCAACUGCUCAGCUGCCGGCACUGUGGUGGAGACUGCUGUGGGCACCAUGCUGACACUGGAGUGUGCUCUGGGCCUUACAGGUAAUGCUGUCGCCCUCUGGACCUUCUUUUACCGUCUCAAAGUGUGGAAGCCUUACGCGGUCUACCUGUUCAACCUGGUGGUGGCUGACAUGCUGUUGAUCACCUGUCUGCCAUUCCUCGCUGUCUUCUAUCUGAAGGGCAAGACCUGGGGACUCGGCCAUGUGCCCUGCCAAAUCCUGCUCUUCCUGCUGGCCUUCAGCCGUGGUGUGGGGGUGACCUUCCUGACCACAGUGGCUCUAGACCGAUAUCUGCGUGUGGUCCAUCCUCGGCUCCGAGUCAACUUGCUAUCUCCAAGGGCGGCCUGGGGCAUCUCCAGUCUAGUAUGGCUUCUCCUGGUUGCUCUCACUCCCCAAAACAUGCUCAUCCACAAGGCUACCCAGAAUUCCACCAAGUGCCCCAGCUUCUACCCCAUAGGAGAAACUGAGGCCAGCGCCAUCUGGCAGGAGGUGCUCUUCUUCCUACAGCUCCUGCUUCCCUUCGGCCUCAUCUUCUUCUGCAACACUGGACUCAUCAGGACCCUCCAGGAGAGACUCCGGGAGUCUGACAAACAGCCCAGACUCCGGAGGGCCAGGGCACUGGUUGCCGUGGUGCUGGUGCUGUUUGGACUGUGCUUCCUGCCUAGUGUCCUGGCCCGAGUCCUGAUGCAUGUCUUUCGGGAAUUUGAGAGCUGCCGCGUCCAGCUAGCCAUAGUGCAGGCCUCCGAUGUCGCCGGCAGCCUCACCUGCCUGCACAGUGCAUUGAGCCCAGCCGUUUACUGCUUCUCCAACCAGGCCUUCACCCACUCGUACCGGAAGGUGCUCAGAAGCCUUCGAGGCUGGAGGAAGGCAGCAGAGCCAGCUAGCUCCAACCUCAGGGACUCCUAUUCCUGAUGACUCCUGAAAUCCUCAGCUCCCCUUUCUUCUGGAACCACCUUGAAUCUGAACAAUAACCCGAUAACCUCGGGGUCAGAAGAGAGAAAGUGCACUACAAGGAUCCAGACAUAGUCAACGCCGUGACACGUUUGGUUCACCCGAAUCUCCCCCUGCGUCUGUCACACUGCGGAGUGGCAGAUCACCCAGACAGACCCUGCCUCCUUUGCACAGUGACCGUCCUGAUGGAGUUGCCAAGCUGAGAGGUUGAGCUCUUCUGCACAUCCACACAGGAAGAUUCCAAUGGGCUCGGUGAGCGGAGGAGACUGCCUGUGUUGCCCCCAGCACCGUCUGGUCUCUUGGGUCAUGCUCCCUUUCCACGCUUCCACUCUCUAGUGUGAAAAACUGCUUUCUUCUCACCCAGCGUGGAGCUCAGAACACUGGAAGCCAGCCACCGCUGCGGUUCUGAAGAGGUUGCAGGUCACGUUCUGCUUUUAUAAAAUUCCCCUUUGUUUUUAUAGGUUGUACCGCGUGUCAGAGACAGUUAGCAACCUAGCUCCCUCACUGUAGGAGACACCUGGUAAUUGCCUUAACAUUGACCUUGAAGUGAUAGCUUAACUUGAAAUGUCUGCAUUUAUCUUAGUCCUGGGGAGAGGCACUUGCUUUCGAAAUGGUGCUUGAAGCAAGUCCCCUGGGAAACCUAAGGGCUGGCAGACCACGGCAUGGGACUGGUGUCACCUCAGUCCUAGAACACACAGGCCAGGGACAGCUGGUGAGCAGGAGGAUUCAUCUCUGUUUCCAUGCUCAUAUCUAGAAAGGCAACUAAGAAAAAGGAAUACCCACAAUACUUAUGGGGGCACCUGCCGCCUACCUGGGAUGUUCUUACAAUGGCCAUGGCUCUUCACACAGGCAUCCCACGGUGUACCCUCCUUGAUGCCAGAGCUGGUGGCACUGGCAACACCAUGUCCACUCAUAUGUUUCCUUGCCUGCUUGGUAGAUUCCUUGUCAGGACCCACCUGAGACAUUAUGUGGAAGGAUAGAAAAGCCCCAUAGACCAGAGUGGCCUACCAGAUUCAGUGUUCCCGGGGAAUGAGGACUGUGCAGCAGUACUUCUGUUUUCCAGGAUUUGUUUCCUCCUAAGAAAGCAGACUGUCACAGGCCUGAGACAGAACCGUGGCCUGACCAGGAUGAGACUGAAGUCUGCUGGGUGGGUGUAUUUGGUGCUGUGCCCACUUUCUUCCCUCUCAGCGGAGGAAAAGCACCUCCGCUCUCUCCUCCCCACCCUCAUGCACCAGCAGUUGAAAGGGAGUUUGAAAGCCCUCCACUUAACACAAGCAUUUUCUUUGAAAUGUCGUUAUUGCUGUCAUAAGAGGAGUCCCAGCUCUCUCCUGCUCUUGGACUUUUGAGUCUGUGCCUGUGCUUAUGACAGGCACACCGAAUGUGAUGGCAUCCUCUGAACAGUCACUACUGUUAUCCACAGUGGCAGGGGCUGUAGAACAGACCAUCCCCACUCCUUGUGAAAGCUUUGCUGGUCAGCUGUGGGGAGGUCUGUCAGCUGUGGGGAGGUCCGGGACCUUAGCCCUCCCAGUCCUGGAAGCCCAAGACUUCCAACUUCCUGUCUUGGGCUCUGCUCUCGAUCCAGUGGUGCUGCAUCUGCCAACCUCUGCCUCUGCCCGGUUUGCCCGUCAGUGAGCUAGGCUGUCUUUGGGACAUCCUCAAUACAGCAUCCCUGCCCUCAGGGCCCUAUUUUAUGCCCCUACGGCAGCCACAUAGGAGGAAACCCUGGUGCCUCAGCCAAGUAAGGACACUCCAGCUCAGCUGGACCAGAUGGGGCAGGGCCCAACAUUGGCAAGCCCCCUACCUUAAAUCUAUUCACGUGUAGCCCAGGCUGAGCAUGGCUGGUUUGACAGCUAAGGGAGAUCUUGUGGAGACAGUGUCUUGCUCCAUCUCUUAGCUCUGUGACCUGGGAUACGAUACCUAACUGCUUUUGUCUGUCCCCAUCUUCAAAAUAAGGAAAAUAGCAUCUACAAGGAACCUUUGUAGGGAUUAAACAACACUCAAAAUCCGUUAUACAGAGCUAGUCAUGUCGCAAUCAUUCCACAGACAUGAAUUUGAUCUUCACUUACUUCUGUUUUCCUGGAUGACUUCCCCACCCAGUCUGUGGGCCUUGGGGACGUUGUUUUUCAACUGCGUGUCCUCAUCCAGCAUCGGUGCUCAGUAAUGGGAGCCUUGUAAAGUUCAUUCAAACCAAAGGCUCUCCAUUUCCUUUGUCUGGGUAAUCAUACUCUAUAAUGGUCCUGUCCAGGGUUGGGACAGCUGUCUCUGAGGACAUCCUGCUGGGUCACAGAUGCAUUUGUUGUGGAAGGCUAGCACCUUUCAGACUAGCCUCCCCACAAACUUUCUGAGUGAGGAAUGACCCAAGAGGAAAGCAGGGGCAGUCAUAAACAACAGGUCUCGGGGCCUUAGCUGUGACUGGUGACAGUGGCGGUGUCUGCUUUUGGUCUCAGGGGCAGGACCACAGUCGCUCCUUGAGCUGGCAGCUCUCCACUCUGCUGGAUUCUUGAAUUUCUGGGAAGAGCACAAUGUCAGCACCAGAGCUGUUUAUGGCUUCUGUUGAUCUUGCCGUGUCUCUGAGUCCCUGGACUCCAGCCAGACCUGCACAUUUUGACAUCUUCUUAGAAUAUUCCCAGUUCCUGCUGGCCUCUGGCCUCAGUCAGGGACAUUACUUUCGUGGAAAGUCACCUGGACAACAUCUCCAUCUACUAACGGGCGCGGCAGGGUCUCACCCCGCCCCCCACAUCGACUCUGCUCUUACCCCAUGUGUUUCUCUUGCAGCCAGAGCAUCUCACUCAUUCUUCACCCCUAAUGCUUUGCUCAGAGCACACAGAGGCCACUUCAUGGACAGGAAAAAAGAAGCAGCGGUGAACAGAUCAGCCCUGUAACAAAGAAGCUCAAUUGUUUAGCAGAUUGGGUUUUGUUUGUUUUCAAAUGUAUCUUGAAAGUCUGACUCCAGAGGCAAACUGAAAAUGAUCUCUGAACACCUUUAGGAAAAUGUUGAUAGGAAUGAAAACGAUAUAAUGCUGUUAGCAGAAAGCUUCCCUCAGAAUGCACGUGCUCACUUGUGCCGGUAAUCUCAUUAACACUGACCUAUGGGUGUGUCUGUGGGGAUUGUCUUGAUAAUUGGUGUGGAAGACCCAGCCCACUGUGGGCAGCAUUAUCCCCUAGGCAGGAGGCUGAAAAGUCCUGAGUCAUUCAUUUCAAAGCCAAAUGAUGAUGAGCAGUGCAGAGCAGACUGAGGGACCAAAAUGCAGGGAUGGUAGAGCCUUUGAGCUUGGAUGAGGACCGUGGAUACAUUAUGUGGCCCUCAGAGGCUUCAUCUGUUAAAGUUCCUGUCAUUGCAUGUCAUUUUCACCAUGACUGUGUCAAUGCAGAGCAUGGCAUCGCCUUUCUUCCCCUGAGCCUUUUCCUCCUGUAAACAGAAACUCGUGCUCUGUAAACCCUGGUGCCUCAGCCAAGUAAGGACACUCCAGCUCAGCUGGACCCUGGUGACCCACGGCCACCCUUCCUUACUGGUCCCUGAGCCACAUUCUCCUCUCUGUGUCCUCACCCAGCUCUCUAGGUGCUUCCCACAAAUGGAGAACUACAGUCUGUCAUGAAGGGAACACUUUACUUGGUGUGGUAUCCACAGAGCUCACCUGUGAGGUGGCAUAUAUCAGUCUCCUUUUCAAAAAUAAAUAAUAUUUUGUGUGUCUGUUCCUGCACCCACUGAUUGACUCUUGGGCCCCUCCUCCCUUUUGGCUGUUGUGAGCCUUUUUGUAUGAAAAUAGGUGUGUAGAUGCCCUUGUAGACCCUGCUUACAGGUAGGAGUGGGAUUUCCGUGUCCCAUGGUGAUUCCUUUUUGAAUGUUCUGUUGCCCCAGGAGCUGUUUCACUUAUACAUUCUCAGCAAAGCUGUACAGGGAUUCCAGCUCCUCACCAGCCAUUACGGAGCAGCUGUAGAAGACAGGAGGUGGGCUUUCUUCCUGGGAGUCUGAAAAUGCUUCCUAUGAAGUCUUAGCAGAAACUCUCAGAGCCAGCUGUCGACACUUGUGGGUAACAGUGAAUUUUUCAUUUACUUGGGUUCCCUUUCUGUUGUCUUAGUCAAUCUGGGCUGACAGAGCAAAGCGUCCAUGCCUGAGGAGGCAGAGCCUGAUGGCUCACAGUUCUGGAGAACACCCAGAUUGAGACACUGGCAGAUCAGGGUUGCUGAAGGUUGCUCUCUGCUCUAGAGAUGGCAACUUGAAGCGGUAUUUUCUUGUGGCUGGAGGAGCCUAGGAGCAUCCAUGAGCCUUGAGUGUAAGGGUGUUGUUGCUGUGGAAUAAUCCUCUUGUACACUGUAAAGAUUUGUCACUCAAAUUGUUUUAAUAAAAUGCUGAUUGGCCAGUAGCCAGGCAGGAAUUGUAGGCAGGACAACCAAACUAGGGGAAUGAUGAGAAGGGCAGAGUCAGGAAAGACAUAAGCCAGCUGCCAGGCAAGCAGGACAUAUAGAAAGUGAGGUAACAAGCCAUGAGCCAUGUGGCAAAGCAUAAAUAGAAUAUGGGUUAAUUUAAGCGUAAGAGUUAGCUAGAAACAAGCCUGAGCUACUGGCCAAGCAUUUAUAAGUAGUAUUAAGUCUCUGAGUCAAUUAUUUGGGAAGCAGCUGCCAGGUAUUUGGGAGCAAGCAGUCAGGAUGAGAAAUGUCCAGUUACACAUUGCCCUGGUUAGUUUUAACUUUCAACUUGAUACAAGUUGGAAUCACCUGGGAAGAAACCCUUAAUGAAAAAUUAUCUGGAUCAGAUUGGCCUAUGGACAUGCCUGUGGGGAUUAUCUUGAUUAUUAAUUGAUGUAGGAAGACCCAGCCCACUGUGGGCAGCACCAUUCCCUGGGCAGGAGGGUCUGAAUGGUAUAAAAAUAAAGAAAGCUAGCUGAGAGCUAGCAAGGAAGUGAGAUCCAUGUAUUUAUUCUCACUUUUGUAGCUGGAAGUUUUCUUGUGUCCCACUCAGUCCUGCAGCCACUCAGGCCCAAGUAAACACACAGAGGCUUAUAUCAAUUACAAACUGCAUGGCCUAUGGCUCAAGUUUCUUGCUAGCUAGCUCUUAUAUCUUAAAUUAACCCAUUUCUAUUAAUCUAUAAGUGGCCACAUGGCCAUGGCUUACUGGUAUUUUCACUUCUUGAUUCUCCUGCCAGCAGCUCACAGUGUCUCCUUCCUCGCCUUUCUCCUCCCACUAUCUCUCUUGGAUUUUCCCGCCUGGCUCCAUCCCGCCCUGCCAUAGGCCAAUGCAGCUUUGUUUAUCAACCACUCAGAGCAACACAUAUUCACAGCGUACAGAAAGACAUCCCACAGCACACUUUGCUUUUGACUGUGGAUGUAAUGCUUUAAAUCACUGCCUCAGCUUCCCCACUGAACUGGAUCAUAACCUGGACUUAUCAGUCAAAUCCAACCUUUCUUCCCUAACUAGCUUCUUGUCCGAGUGUUUUCCACAGCGUUAGAAGUAAAACUAGAGCAGGCACUGACCUCAUGCAACUCUUGGGGCUGGUUAACAGGUUCCUUCCUCAUUUGCUCUCCUUUCUCACAGUACCAGAGGCUCCAUUUACAACCACUAUCUGGGUCUCACCCUGACGUCCCACAGGGUGACAUUUAUGUCCCCCCCCCCCAGGACAGACUGUGGGUAUCUGUGGCUUGAGUCCUAUUUAGCUCUAUGAUAGGAGUGAUUCUGGACUCCACGGUCCUGCUAGGACUCACGGGCCCUUUACAACAAGUGUUAAGGUAUGAUAGCAAACUCUAGCAAGCCAGCUAGGAGUCACACAGGACCUGUCCUCUCCUUUAUUUCUCACAGUCUCCUCUCUCAGUCAGGACCUGAGGAGUCCAGCCAUCUCUACCUGAGGAUCUAGUAGAGUGCUGGUGGGUUGGUCUGUUACCAGUGUGGGGUUUUUUUUUUUUUUUCAGUUCAUUUUAGUCCAUAGGAAACAUCCUUCCUGGAUAUUCUGAGAUCCUACCUCUUUGUGUGAGUCUUUGAGAGCCACUGAAGAGGCUUAAAGGUCCAAAGCAAUGUGUCCUUGGGAGUCUGUGUUCUGGACUGCAACCAAAGGCCAGCCUUCCACUCUGUCUUCCCUAGAGAGAGUGUUACACUGUCCUCAAGAGCACUAGGAGGGCUGGGGUAUGGCUCAGUAAAGAAGGGCUGGCCCAGGAUGUGCCAGGUUCUGGAUAAGGUUCCCAAUACCACAAACCCUUUGUCCGCGACUUUUUAAAGUGAUUCUGUAGCCCUUAAUGUGUGAAGUCGAUGAUAUUCGUCAGGGUUUGUCCUCAGGGACUUUGGGUGAGCUCACUGAGUCAUUGUCCUGGACCCCACUCUCCACUGCCAGAGGUGCCACCAAGCAAGAACACCCUGAAGAGAACAAAGGCACCCAGAAGAUGACACAUUGGACCCUGUUUGACCCACCAUGAUUCUGAGACUGAGAUCUCCCUCCCCCAGUAGAAUAAUGGAGGGUAGGGUGAACAGUACACACCAUAGCCCAAGGGACCAUGUAGUGUAGUGAUGGUAGAUCAAACCCUGUGAAAGGGAGGUGCUCUUGCCCAGCCGGCCACCACUGCCUGCUCACCACUGGCAGUGCAUAGAUCCUCAUAGCUCUAUAGAGGUUCAGUGAUUUUGCAUCUCACACAGCUGUGGGAUUUUCCUCUGUCCCUGCAUGACCUGGACCAGCAGGUCCUUCUUCAGUGCCAGGGUCCUAAGUGGGAGGACUAGGAGAUUAGAAGGUAAGUUGGAAAAGUUUGGGAUCCGGACAUCUUGCAUAAGCUUAUUUUAUGUCAAGCAGGCUUAUUGAGAACUGUAGCAUCUUACACACUGUUUCCUGGGGAUAAAGGGGACAAUGUCAGUGGAGAGCCACCACCUAUACAUAAAUGCUUAGUCACCAAGGGUAGGUUUGAGGUUUCAAAAGCCCCAGUCAGGCCUACGGCCACUUUUUCUUCCUGCUGCCUUCGGGUCCAGAUAUAGGGCUCUCAGCUACUUCUCCAGCACCAUGUCUGCCUGCAUCCUGCCAUGAUGACUGCCAUGAUGGUAAUGGACUAAACUCUGAAACUAUAAGCAAGCCCCAAUUAAAUGCUUUGUGUGUGUGUGUGUGUGUGUGUGUGUGUGUGUGUGUGUGUAUGUGUGUGUGUGUGUGUAAGAGUUGCCUUGGUCAUGGUGUCUCUUCAUAGCAAUAGAACACUGACUAAGACAGAGUAUAUGCUUAUUUCAUUUAACAUUGAAUACAUGGAUUGAUUUCCUUCUGGCAUCCCAGGUUUUUGAUAAGAACCUAAUUACCUUCUGGGAAAUUAUGAGAACCAGCCUCGUGGGUGGUAGUAAACUGCUAGAUUAUAUUUUAUAAGCAGACCUUUCUAAGUAUGUUAAGCUGUGGCAUCAUCUUGGGCUCAUCAGUCAGAAUUCAAAAAGGUGCCGUGGUGAGUGCAGACGUGAGGAGGCACAGCAGACGUUCAAACCAGAAACCCAAGGACGUCACAGCUUCCUACAGGCUCUGAUUUCUAAAAGCCUAACACCGGUCUCCAUGGCCCACCUGAGCCAGAACCUUUGCGUCCUGCCCAGCCAUGCAGGGCAGGUCCUGCUAUGACCUCACGAGGAGUGUUUGUGACAGUUCCAGUCAGCAGAUGUUAUGCUGUGGCCCGACCUGGAUUUCUUUGGGUGACUUGAGAGGAGCUGUGGAGUGGUGCCCUGUGAGACUUUAUUGUAUCUAGUGAGGUUGUGGGUGAUCCUCUGGGUUUGGUUGCUUAGUUUGUGUGUGUGCUUGUGCGUCCUUAUGUGUAAGUGUGUGUAUAGGUGUGUUUGUGCAAGUGUGUACUUGUUUAUUUGCUAUUACAUGUGACCGCAUGUAUAGGUGUGUACCUGUGUGUAAGUGUGGGGUUGGUUGUCUGCACAUGUGUGUUCCACUAGAGGCCAGCACCCAAUCCCAGGUGCCGCACUUCAGAUGCGCUGCCCACUCUCUUUGAAGCAGAGCCACUCGUUGGCCUGGAGCUCACUGGGCAGGCCAGGCUGGCCAUGGCCCCAGGGAUCUCCCCAGCGGGAGAGUGAAACUGGUGCUGUCUGGAUUUUUAUCACUGCUUCUGAUGUUUGGUUUGGCUUUGUUUCUAACACGGAUUCUCGGGCAGAAUUCAGAAGGUUGUCCUAGGAUCGUGCCCUCCUGUAGUGCCUGCUGGUGGUGUCUGCCUCCCCCGACUUCUUACUUACUUGCUCUUAGAUUUUAGGGAUGUAUUUAAUAUAUUUAAUGGUUGUAUUUGGAGGCUUUCUGUGUUUUAGUUUUAAUGCUUUCUGUUUUUCAUUUGUUUGUCUCUUUUUCUUUCCUUUAAUCUUUUCUCUUUAAAAAAAAAUUAUUAGCCAGGUGAGUUCCAGGGCAGUUGGGGCUACACAGAAGCCCUGUCAUGAACCCUUCCCCCCUAAAAAAAAAACCCAAACAAAAUAAAACAAUCAAUUAUUUACCACAAGAACGUUCUUGAUCCAUGGAAUUCACACCCAUUUGGCUUUUAGCCAGUUUUAGUUUUCAGAUUUUUAUUUUUGUUUGUUGGUUUGGUUUUUAGUUUUCUGGUUUCAGUUUAUUUAUCUUUGUCUCUGUUUUUGUUUUUGGUUUUGAGGUUAUCUUGUAUUUUAUUUUUUGAUUUGGUGUUUUGGCUCGGGGUGUUUGGAGUUUGGGUUUUUAGAUUUUGUUUAUUUUAUAUUUUUUACUUGUUUCAUCCCUCUUUUUCCUUUUCUUAUUUCCUUUCAGAUUUGUUUCUUUUUCAUCUAUCUUUCAGUUAGGACUCCAGCAUUCAAGCUGUGGCCCUUCUGACGCACUGGACUGUGAGCUGAGGUUUUGCUUUGGGUUUUGACUUCUGUUUCUGCGGUUUGGUUUCCUAGUUUUGAGUUAGGGCUUUGGUUUUUUAUUUUGCUUUUUAUUUUCAUUUUGAUUUUUUUUUCAAUUUUAGUUUUUUUCAAUUUUAAAUUUUCAUUUCUUAUUUCAUUGUACUCUCCUUUAUUCCUUUUUCUUUGACAUAGUUCCCGCAGAUAUACCACCUACGACCUCUAAUCAGCCUGACGGAGAGAUAGCAGGGCUCAAGCCUGUGCCCAUCAUCUUUGGUGAAGAGAUAUUCACCAGUCAAUACACUGUCCUGAGGAAAUCAGGUCAGGGCGCCAAUGCCAAGGUGAUGCUAGCCCAGCACCGUCUCACAGAUGUUCGAGUAGCCGUGAAAGUGCUGGAGAGGGAGGUGCUGUGGUACCAACUAUUUCAGAAGUGGGCAUUCUGAUGACCGUCAGCUACCCAAACAUUGUUUCUCUCGUUCAAGUCAUUGAAACAGAAAAGAAUAUCUGUCUCAUCAUGGAGGUGGCUGAGGGAGAAUGGCUGUCUCGUCAUGGCUCUGAGGCUGGAUGCUCGCAGGAGAAUGCGGUCCUAGAACUAUUUCACCAAAUCAUAGGUGCUGUGGGCUAUUGCCAUGACCACGGCAUAGUCCACAGAGAUCUGAAACCUGAUAAUAUCAUUGUAGACAGCUCCAGAAAAGUGAACAUCAUGAACUUUGGUUUGGGACCAAGGCCUGGGAAAUAGCUUGAUAGGCCUGGAGGGGCAUUCCAUUUUGGUGCCCCUGAAUUCUUCCUAGGUGUGCCAUAUGAUAUCCCCAAAACAGACAUGGAUCUUGGGAGUCCUCUUGUUUUUCAUGGUAGCAGGGACACCCCCACUGCAGCACCCACCUUCUCAGAGCCUUGGAAGCAGGUGGUGCCAGGGAGGAAUGAGGUCCCUAAUCAGCUUUCCAAAGAACUACAGGGCCUAGUCAGACACUUACUGUCAACGCCAGCCAGAGGCCAACAGCUAAAGAACUACAGGGCCUAAUCAGACACUUACUGUCAACGCCAGCCAGAGGCCAACAGCUAAAGAACUACAGGGCCUAAUCAGACACUUACUGUCAACCCCAGCCAGAGGCCAAUAGCUAAAGAGAUCGAAAGGUACUCAUGGCUAAGACAUGAGGGUACAUCAACUCACAAGAAACAAUCCCAAGCCUCCUGGACCCUGCAAUCAUGGCAGCCAUGGAAAACAUUGGCUUUAACGUCCAAGAUAUAAGAGAUGCCUUAUGGCACAGGAAAUUCGACAAGACAGUGGCAUCACACUGCUCACCACAGCACCAAACACACCAGGAACAUGGCUGCUCAACACACUCCAAGCCAGGGACACAGCGGUGACACAUUUCACCUCCCUCACAGAUCCUGACACUUUCCCUUUGCCCCUGAGGAGGAGGGCCGGUGAACCUGCCCUUCAAUCUUCAACAAAAACCCAGAGGCUAGAGAUCGUCCCACAGGCCGGACAAAGGGGUGACAGAAGCGUCACGGAGCAGGACAAUCCUCUCUGCUUCUACUUGUGGUGUACUCUUGCCACAGCUCACCUGUGCGACAUAAGUGCUCCCCAUAUUUAUUCACCAGCAGCCAGGGGAACACAGAAAAUGCCACAUUAUUCGAGGAGAAGCCCCUCCCCCGUGAACCAGACCAUAGUGAAGUCCCAGACAAUACAGUGAAUGGAAGUCACGGCCAAGGAGGACUGGGAAAUGUCUACUAAAGCUUUGUUGCUGCCGGCCAUCACAGAAGAAACCUCAUGGGUGGCAGAACAGAGUGUCUCCCCAGAAAUGAGGGGACAAAGUGAACGUCAUAGGGAAUUCAGGUGUGUGGCCCAGGUCCAUUCCCGUGUUCAGUUGUGUCUCGUCAAUUGACAGAUCAUAAUCAUGAGCAUUUCCAGGGUAAAGUGUGUGGCAGGCUAGAUCGAGACACCGUGGGAUAGUUAGGUCAUGUCCAUCAACACUGUACGGUUGAAGUCCACGAGGCCCUUUCCUCUGCAUCCUUGCAUCGUAUGUGGCCUGGCAGAGGACGGAGACUUCUGUGAUCCCAAAGUCACGGUGUUAGGACAGUCUUUGUCUGGACACCGAGAGCUGUAGGAUGGAACCAUGAAAGAACCUUAGAUGCUUUGUGCCCCUCGUCCUGCCCAGAGGCCUGGUUCAGCCAGGAGGCAGGUAGAAAAUCGGAUAGGCUUCCAGUAGGGGGCAGUGCAGUCACUAGGAACACCUGUCACAGGGAACUCCAGAGAGCAGGAUAGAGGGGACCUCACAUCAGCAACAGAAAAAAAGACCCCAGCAGCCAGGAAUUCGGGGUGAAAAAGCCUGAGUCAGGCAGUGGGGUCCCCUGUCCUUUUCCGCUUCCUCACAACACUGAGGGAAGGGAACAGAGCAGUGACCCUGAGUAAAUUCUCCCCAGUUCCCUCCUGCCUGGACUGAGUCUACCAGGUUGAUCUCAGUCCGUGGGCGAGGCUUUGCCCUGGAGGAGGUGGG